AUGUUUAAAGUAUCAAAAUAUAGACACACAGUUGGUAAAAUUGAUAAACGUGAACUUUGGUAUCCAGAUGUAAAUACAACAGGAAAUAGUUCAGCAUCAACAUUUAUUAAAGCCAAUUCAAAAUGGGUAGCAUUAAAUUGGCAAUCAAAUACUGGUACUAUUGGUUUAAUUCCAUUGAAAUCAUUUGGAAAGAGAAAAGGUGAAACCUUUUUAAUUCAUGCACAUUCAUCAGGUGUUAUAGAUUUUGAAUUCAAUCCAUUCAAUGAACAUCAAUUGGUGACAGCAUCAGAUGAUUCAACAAUUAAAGUUUGGAAUAUUGAUGAAGCAAUUAGAUCAGGUGCAACAUCAUUAUCAAGUGCAUCAAUUGUUUGUAGUGGACAUUCGAAAUCAGUUGAAUGUAUAGCAUUCAAUCCAGUUGCUAAUAAUAUUUUAGCAUCAUGUUCAGCUGAUAAAACUUUAAAAAUUUGGGAUCUUUCAAAUGGGGAGGAGAAAUACAGUUGGAAUUUUGAACAAGGUUCAUUGACAUCAUUAUCAUGGAAUUAUGAUGGUUCAUUAUUGGUUGCCACUGGUAAAGAUUUAAAGAAUAGAAUUAUCGAUGCAAGAACUGGUGAAUCAAUUCAAGUUGGCGAUGGUAAUCAAGGUGUAAAAGCAUCACGUGUCGUUUGGUUAGGUAAUUUAAAUCAUUUCUUAACAGCUGGUUUCUCAAAAAUGAGAGAGAGACAAUUGGUACUUUGGUCAAGUCAAGAUCUAUCAAAACCAAUUAAAUCGAUAACUUUGGAUAGUUCAACUGGUAUUAUCUCACCAAUCUAUGAUCAAGAUGCUCAAUUAUUAUUCAUCUCUGGUAGUGGUGAUUCUUCAGUUCGUGUUUUCGAUAUGAAUACCCAAUUCACAAAGGAUCCAGCUUUCACAGAGUUAUCACCUGUACCAUCUGAUACUCCUUCAAAAGGUAUUUGUGCAUUACCAAAGAGAGCUUUAGAUGUAAUGGAAGUUGAAAUUGAUCGUAUCUUUAAGGCAACUCCAAAUAAUAUCAUUCCAAUCACUUUUAACAUGUCUAGAAAAUCAAAAUCAACCUUUGCUGAUGAUCUCUUCCCAAAUACCGCUUCAACUAAACCAUCUUUAUCUUCAAUUGAUUGGUUAUCUGGUGAAAAUAAACAACCAAUUUUAGUUAGUUUGAAUCCUUCUGAUAAUCAAAUUAAUAACGAUUUAGAUGAUUUACAAUUAAAUGAUAAUGAACCAGUUAAAAAAUCAACAUUUUUCAUUGAUGAUAAUACAAAUGAUAAUAGUAAUGUUGUUGAACAAUCAAAAUCAGAACCAGAACAACAACAACAAGAAGAAAAGAAAAUUUCAUCAUCAUCAUCAUCAUCAUCACCAACUAAUUCAUCAUCAAAUGUAAUAAAUAGUACACCAUCAUCACCAAUAGUUAAUGAUAAUAUUCAACGUACUGGUAUUGUACCAAAAGUUGUACGUUCAUCAAAAUAUAGACAUAUUUCAGGAUCUGCUCAUCAAAAGAGUCAAUUUUAUACAAAUUUAAAAAUUAAUGGAAGUACUUCAAAUACAUGUAUUGCAGUUAAUAGUGAAUAUGUUGCAGUACCAAUGGUUGGUAUUGGUGGUCCAUUAGCUGUUAUUCCAUUAGCUGAUAAAGGUCGUCAAAUUCAAGUACCAUGUAUUGAGAUUGGUAGUCAAUUAUGUGAUUAUGAUUUAUCACAACAUAAUACAUCGUUGGUUGCAACUGGUUCAGAGGAUUCUCAUGUUAAAGUAUUCAAAAUUCCAACUGGUGGAAUUCCAAAAACUACCGCUAAUAAAUCAAAUAAUUACACUACAACCGAGGCAGAUUUCGUUGGUCAUAAUAGAAAAGUGAUCUCUGUUAAUUUCCAUCCAACCGCUGAAAAUGUUUUAAUUACAAGUGGUGGUGAUAUGGUUGUAAAACUUUGGGAUCUCAAUGAAGGUGGUGCCGGUGAGAAAUUAUCAUUUGCAAAUGUUCACACCGAUAUGAUUACAAGUGUAGAUGUAAAUUGGACAGGUGAUAAGAUUUUAACAUCAAGUAAAGAUAAGAAAAUGCGUAUUUUCGAUCCACGUACUAAUAAAGGUGGUUUAGCUAGUGAAACAGUCACUCAUUCAGGAUCAAAAGGUGGUAAGGCAGUUUGGUUAGGUCAAACUGGAAAUAUUUUCAGUGUUGGUUUUAAUAAAUCAUCUGAACGUGAAUAUCAACUUUGGGAUAGUAGAAAUCUUCAAUCAGGUACACCAUUAGCUUCUGAUAAACUCGAUCAUUUAUCAGGUGUAAUUACACCAUUCUAUGACGAAGAUAGUGGUGUCAUUUAUUUAGCAGGUAAAGGUGAUUCAAGUAUUCGUAUGUUUGAAAUCAAUGAUCAAGAACCAUACGUACAUUAUCUCACACAAUUCUCUGCUGGUACUCCACAAGUUGGUGUUGCUAAAUUUGCCAAGAAAACUUCAAUGGAUGUUAAGAAAUGUGAAAUCGCUCGUUUCUAUCGUUCAACCGAUUCAACCAUUGAACCACUCUCAAUGACUGUACCAAGAAAUCGUCAAGAAUUCUUCCAAGAUGAUAUUUAUCCUGAUACUCGUCAAACUUGUACACCAGUUAUGACCUCUGAAGAAUGGUUCGAUGGUUGUAUUCGUGAACCAGAAUUCGUCUCCAUGAAACCUUCAGAUAUGAUUAAUCUUUCUGAUGCUCCACCACCACCAAAGAAAGAAGAUAAAUUCGUUGUCAGUCAAGAAGUUGACAAUACUCCUUCAAGAGAUCAAGUUACUAAUUCUCUCUUAUCUCGUGUUUCAAAUCAAAAUGCUUCAAGUAAUUGGGAACAAAUUGAAAAAUUAAAACAUAAUUUCACUGAUUAUGAUAAUGGUGAUAUUUCUGAUAGUGAAUGGGAUUAA
Messenger RNA from Dictyostelium discoideum AX4, 2889 nucleotides. RefSeq names its product WD-40 repeat-containing protein (gene corB). Bases 1 to 2889 code for a protein of 962 amino acids. Gene Ontology annotation, cellular component: cell cortex; cytoskeleton; cytoplasm. NCBI's taxonomy places the organism in Eukaryota, Evosea, Eumycetozoa, Dictyosteliales, Dictyosteliaceae. The transcript has a single exon. The record is from RefSeq and is a predicted model, not a curated record. Gene Ontology annotation, biological process: actin cytoskeleton organization.